This is a messenger RNA of Acanthamoeba castellanii str. Neff, 2532 nucleotides long. RefSeq lists its product as uncharacterized. The transcript has 6 exons. Bases 1 to 2532 code for a protein of 843 amino acids. NCBI's taxonomy places the organism in Eukaryota, Discosea, Longamoebia, Acanthamoebidae. Gene Ontology annotation, molecular function: ATP hydrolysis activity. The record is from RefSeq and is a predicted model, not a curated record.
AUGCCCGAGGAGUACUGUCAACAGACGCUGCUGGGUCAAUUCUCCUCAAUCGUUCUGCCGCAAGAGCUUACGCAACAGGUCAAGAUUGAAGAGUUGAACCUCGACGGCGCACGUUCGAUGACGAUUGUGGGACCCAACGGUGUUGGCAAGACUGCCCUCGCACGAUCGUUUGCUCGUGGUGCAACUACCCAGUGCAUCUGGGCCUAUCGUGGGUGUGGCAACUACAUGAAGAAGCAGCAAACGAAGCCUUAUGAACAAGUUGUGGAGGAGCACCAGCGCCGUGGAGUUGGGUCGACCCUUCUGGAUGAGCUCAGAGUCAGCUGCACGGAAAAACUCGGGCUUGUGGUUCAACGGUUCAACAGUGCGGGCGACCCUGUAGAGCACUCAACUGAUAGUCUGAGCGCGGGCGAGGGCAGCAUCCUGAGCAUCCUGUGCGACGUGGCUCUGGCUCCCAUCGGAGGCCUGGUGAUAAUCGACGAGCCCGAAAUGCACCUCGAGCAGGCCAAGUCUGUGCUGCUGUGCCAGAUCCUUGAGGAACGGCGGCCUGACGUGUUCUUCGUGUACAUCACCCAUCAGCCCGAGAUCGCAGCGCGUCCUGUGUCUCGCUGCAUCAGCGUGACAUUGCCGACACCGGGCAAGGCGAUGUACACCCACGUUGGUGAUGAUCUGAUGAUGAUGAAGUUGGCAGCCAAGCUGCUCAGCAAGCCCGAACGUCACGUUCUCUUCAUCAACGAUCGUGCCCCCCUCGCCGACCAACCGCCGCACGCAACGCAGCACCCGUCGUCGCCCAUCGCGAAGCAGGUCUACGGACCGCUGUUCCGCAACCACUUCACUCUGCGCACGGUGCACACGACGAACCACGACGAAGAUGACGUGAUCGAGACCACCAAGCGGACGAAGGCGCAGCUGUCUGGGCUCGAUGCCACCGUGGUGGCGGGUCUGGUCGACCGGGCCAACCACAGCGCCGACUAUAUCGAGAUGAUGAGCGGCAAGGGCAUCUACCACCUUCAAGUGUGCGAGGCGGAGAAUCUGCUGUGGACGCCCGAGGUGCUGCGUCUCGUGUGCGUCAGCAUCGGCCUGGUGGGCACCUCGGAGCUGGAGAGUGCUGGUGGGCGACGACGCAAGGUGGACGACCUGUACGGCGACAUCGACAGUAUCAAUAGUGACGACUGCACCCCUGUGGACGGCGUGAGCCACGGCCAGCGCAGCAGACACCCGGGACACAGCGCCAAGCGCAUUCGCUACAACCGGAGCCGCUCGGCAUCAUGUCCCUCCGCGGCUGCGGUCGAGCACCAGCCCGAGGAAUUUGAGGCGCUCGCCUCAUCGUCGUCGUCGUCAUCGUCGUCGUCGGCACUGCCGCUAGCGAACACAUCCAAUGACCUGGAAGGGAUGGAGGCCUGCGAGUUCUUCGCCGAGCCCGAGGAAUUUGCGGCGCUCGCCUCCUCGUCAUCGUCGUCAUCAUCGUCGUCAUCGUCGUCAUCGUCGGCGUCGUCGGCACUGCCGCCGGCGAACACAUCCAAUGACCUGAGAGGGAUGGAGGCGGUCCGCGAGUUCUUCGCCGGGCUGUUCGCCUCUCUGCGGCAGGAGAAAGACGACGUCAAAGGCAAAUCGACAUCAUCGGCCUCGAUCUACGACGGGAUGAUCGCCGGCAUCGUCGAGAGGUGGACCGCCUAUCUCCAGCAACAUACCGAGAGCGAGUGGAAGCACGACAAGACGCUCAAGGACGCCAAAGGGAAGGCCAAGCAGCAGAAGGGGAAAGAAAAGUUGGAUGCGACCGCUACGGCGAGCGUGUCCACCAGCAACCCUACGGAGCUUCCAGUCGUGCGCUACUUCCGCGAGGCGUUGCCCGGCAGCCACCAGCACGCAGCAGCGGUCCCCAGGCGCGAGACGGUGGCCGCACGCAUCCGGCGCCACGUCACCGAGCUGAGAGCGAAGAUGGUGCUCAAGGACCACAACACCAACAAGUGGGACGAACUGGCGAAGCUGCAGCAGGCCGAAGUCGCGAAGACACUCGAGGCGAUCAAGAACAUCAAGAUUGACGACGAGGCCGAGGCCGACGAAAUCUACAACUCGCUGAACGCUUGGGCGCAGGAGCUGGUCGACGACAUCGUGGAGAGCGGCGACGUGGAGCGCGCGCUCGAGCAUCUCAGUCACCCGGGCGUGGUGGACAAGCUCAACGAUUUCCUGCGGCAGAAGAAGGGCGCCGCCAGCAGUGAAUUCGACAUUCGGCAGUCCGUCAGAAAGCUGUUGGAAACGAGCGAGGACAUGCGCCAGGCCAUGCUGCUGCGCAUGCCGCCUGCACUGCUGGACGUCAUGCAGGCUGCCGACGACAGACAACCAGUGGCGCGCCCAGUGCUGAGCGCAACCAGGCUGGGUCAGUUGCGUUUCCCUCGCACUGCUACCGAGGUACCGUACUCCGGAGGACAUUCAUUUUUGUACAGCACAGCACAACUCAUCCCAUUCUCUGGUAUACACAGACAAACUGAAUCAGCCGGUCGCUUGCCUCCCACGGAGGCGGUACUUCACGUGUAG